Molecule: messenger RNA, 1418 nt
Organism: Rhodotorula graminis WP1
Lineage: Eukaryota; Fungi; Basidiomycota; Microbotryomycetes; Sporidiobolales; Sporidiobolaceae
Exons: 4
Coding region: 1-1383 (460 amino acids)
Source: RefSeq, a predicted model, not a curated record
AUGGACGACACGACGUCCAGCAGCGGUACUACCGGGCCAGAGAGCGUCGCGCCGACGACUCUGAACGACCUCCCCGACGAGGUACUUUGCCGCAUCUUCAACCUCGUCCAGCGCGACGAGCCGGUCUUCUUCGGCCGCCAGUUCGAGGACAGCGAGCUCGUGCCGCCUCUACCUGUACUCGCGCGGUAUCGGGGCCUCAGCCGGCGUCUGCACUACCGCAUCUUGGUCCCUCAAGCUCGUCGUAACUUGGUCGUCCCGUCGGCAGUCGCCGUUCCUGACGGUGCAGCAUGGGACGCCGACGUCGAUCCUCGUGUCGCCGAAAUCCUGAGCGGUACACGAGACGUCGUCGCGAGCCUCGUUCUCGUCGUUCCGCCCUUUCGCCCUCGGCGCUGGAUCCCUGGCCUCGUCGCGUCACUCGUCAACCUGAGCGACCUCACCAUCAACGGCGGCAUCAUCGUCACGCGCGGCCUGUGCGCAGCCCUCCGCGAGCUCAAGUCGCUGCGGAAAUUGUCGCUGGAGGUCGACCCGGACAAGGCCCGCAACCUCGUCGACCCGCCCGAGAAGAUCAACCUCGAGCGCGAUGUCCCAGGCCUCACCCACCUCAUCAUCUCGUUCGCCACAAUGCCGCUCUCGCACGAGCGACUGAUGUGGGUCUCCAACGGUGCGACCAAGAUCCGCUUCCUCGACAUCGACGACGCCGUGAGCCCGAGGGUCAACUUCAAGCACCUCGAGGUUCUCGUCCUGCGGUCCGGCUUGACGAGUGAUCAUGGUGCAGGAGAUCGGCUCGCAGCGAUCCUCGAGGCCGCGCGGGAGCUACCGGAGUGGCGCUAUUCCAGCCCUUUCGCCCUCAAGAAGCUCGUCAUAGACGUGGCAUACGCCGAGUUCGACCUGUACACCGGCUGGAACAGCAUCGACCACGUCCUCGAGAACCUCAAGCACGCGCCGAGCGCCGAGGCGCUCGAGGUCCGCUUUUCGGACCUGUUCCGGUGCGACGGCGCCGAUCUCUACACGGCGGUCCCGACGAUCAAGCGUCUCAGCAUCGUCGAGACGGACAUGCCGAGCGACGGCCGCCAGAGCGCCAACAUCAACGGCCUCGAGGACUUCCUCGACGUGUUCCCCAACCUGAACUCGUUCUCGCUCACCUCGCACUGGUUCUUGCCCGCCACCGACGCCGCCGACCUGCACGCCGACCCGGACCCGCCGACCGACCUCAGCCUCGCCUACGACGCGCCGCUCCUCGCCGAACUCGUCAUGUACGUGCGAGACGAGACGCCGAUCAAGGAGUUCCGGUACCGCAGGAGCGAGAGCGAGCGGUGGGAGCUGCGGUGGACGAGGUCGGGCGAGCUGGGCACGCAGUUUGCUCUGAGUAGAUGGUGGCUGUAGACGAGAGCGUGACUGUCAUAGCCCCUGAUCUCUGU